Molecule: messenger RNA, 321 nt
Organism: Emiliania huxleyi CCMP1516
Lineage: Eukaryota; Haptophyta; Isochrysidales; Noelaerhabdaceae
Exons: 3
Source: RefSeq, a predicted model, not a curated record
GACGGGAGCGAGAAGAGCGUGUGCGACUGCUACGCGCUGCGCUCGCUCGGGCUGGGGGCGGACGCGGCCGGCGGCGACCCGGCGCUGGCUGGGCGGCAGCCGCCGCACUCGGACGCCCCGGAGCCGCCGGGCGAGGGGGCGACGUGGCCGCUCGCCGACGCGGACAUGCCUCUCUCGAUGGUCGUGUGGCGCGGCGACUUGGUGCACGCCGGCGCGGGCUACGCGGAGCCAGAGCACUUCCGCGUCCAUGCAUACGUCGACCCGCCCGCGCGGAUCUACCAGCGGCCAAAGGGCAAGACGAACCGGUGUCCGGGCGUCUGA